This is a messenger RNA of Dentiscutata erythropus, 819 nucleotides long. The record is from the annotation of a GenBank genome assembly. Lineage: Eukaryota; Fungi; Glomeromycota; Glomeromycetes; Diversisporales; Gigasporaceae.
AUGUCGGACCAAGAUUUUAAUGAAAAUGUUACUUUAGCAGAGUCUUUUAGUGAUACAGAUACGCUUGUAGGAUCUUUUGAUGACAAAACUGAAAUAUACAUGCAAGAAACAACUGAGAUACACACUCAUAAAGGAACUGAAAUACAAACUCAUGAAGGAGCUAAACUAUGUACUCAUGAAGUUACUAUACGAGAUGGAAAAAAUAUCCGUAAAGGCCGCUAUCAACCUUAUGAAGAUACCCAGUUAAUCCGUCUUUAUAAAAAAUUAAAAGACCAACAUAAGAAUAAUGUUUUCGCAAUGAUUGAACAGAUUAUGGAUAGAACUGCUAAAUCUCUGCGAGAACGAUAUUGUAACCAUCUCGAUGAAAGAAUCGACAGUUCAGAAUUACUACCAGCCGAAAAGACUCGAAUUUAUGAACUCUAUCAUAUGCUUGGUAAUCGCCCAGUCCACGCUGAAAUAGCGCGUUUGUUAAGUGAAGGGCGCGAGGAUGGUAGACGCAGAACAGACCUUAUUGUCCGGAAUUUUUUGUCACCAAAGUUAAAAAAGAAUAAAGAAAGUAGCACUCGCAUUAAAGAUAUGAUGGAUUUGAAUACUUUAAUACAUAAAGAUGAUGAAAUGGACCCGGAUAAUUCAAUAAAUAAUGAUAAAGUUGGCACGACCAAUUUAGCAAAUAAAGAUGAAAUGAAGCCGGUUGGUUUAGUAAAGAAACCGGUUGGUUUAAUAAAUAAAGAAGAUGAAAUGAGCCAGGCUAAUCCAAUGAAUGAAGAAAACAAGAUGGACUUGAAUAACUUAUUAAUAAAACAAGAUGGACGUGAAUAA